Molecule: messenger RNA, 1086 nt
Organism: Acanthisitta chloris (rifleman)
Lineage: Eukaryota; Metazoa; Chordata; Aves; Passeriformes; Acanthisittidae
Product: E3 ubiquitin-protein ligase CBL-like
Exons: 6
Biological process (GO): signal transduction; negative regulation of epidermal growth factor-activated receptor activity
Cellular component (GO): membrane raft; plasma membrane
Molecular function (GO): ubiquitin protein ligase activity; receptor tyrosine kinase binding; SH3 domain binding
Source: RefSeq, a predicted model, not a curated record
CCUGCCAGGGACAAGCCCCCCCCAGUGCCCUCCAACCGCCAGGCAGAGCUGUGGCCAUCCCGGCCCAUCCCCAAGGCUCCACCUGUAGCUGUCAGCCCCGGCGACCCCUGGGCGGGGAGAGAGCUGUCCAACAGGCACUCCCUGCCCUUCUCCUUGCCCUCCCAGAUGGACUCCAGGGCUGAGAGCCAUCGGCUUGGGAGCACUCUCCCCUUAGGCGAAUUUUUAGGGAGCUCCAACAGUGGUGCAACAGCAACCUCAGAGUGUGAACACCCCAAAAUCAAACCCUCCUCAUCUGCCAAUGCCAUUUACUCCUUAGCUGCCAGACCACUGCCUGUACCAAAACUGCCUCCUGGGGAGCAGUCUGAGAGCGACGAGGACACCGAGUACAUGUCACCAUCCUCCCUGCCUGUGGUGCCUCCAGGUCCUGCUGUACAAAAACCAGAGCUCAAAAUGCCUUUGGAAAUGCCUCAGAGUUCACGAGGUCUGGACUGUGAGCAGCAGCCAGAGGGUUCCAUGUAUGAAGCAAUGUACAACAUCCACUCCCAAGCAGCAUCCUCUACUUUUGAGGCUGUCAACACUUCUGACACGGAGGAUCUGCUCAGUCCCAGAGCUCAGCAUGUGCCUCCUGUUGUAGGGGCAGCAGCCACUGCCAGCAACGGCCCCGAGGAGUCAGAAAAUGAAGAGGAUGGCUACGACGUCCCCAAACCACCGCUCCCAGUCGCCACUGCUCGUCGCACACUGUCCGAUAUCUCCAACGCCACUCCUGCCUUCAGCCGAAUGUCCCUGGAGAACGACCCUGUCACAGGUUUUUCAGACGGCUCCCAAGUCCCGGAGAGGCCUCCGAAGCCGCUGCCACGCCGGAUCAACUCGGAGCGGAAGGCCGGGAGCUGCCAGGCGGGAGCUGCCAGCGCUGGGGCCAGCACCUCCCUGCAGCUCUCCAGCGAGAUCGAGAACCUCAUGAGCCAAGGCUACUCAUAUCAGGACAUUCAGAAAGCACUGCUCAUUGCACAUAACAAUAUCGAGAUGGCCAAAAACAUCCUGCGGGAGUUCGUGUCCAUCUCCUCCCCCGCGCACGUGGCCACAUAG